Molecule: messenger RNA, 791 nt
Organism: Cynoglossus semilaevis (tongue sole)
Lineage: Eukaryota; Metazoa; Chordata; Actinopteri; Pleuronectiformes; Cynoglossidae
Exons: 6
Coding region: 185-547 (120 amino acids)
Source: RefSeq, a predicted model, not a curated record
UUAACAGUGAGCCACGGCUAAAUAAAAAACAGUUGUAGCGGUAGAAUAACUCUUUUAAAAUAUUUUUUAGUGUUUAAGUCUUUAAAGAAGAGGUGGCGGUGCAAUGAGUCUGAGUUUAGUCUAUGGAUAGGCACUGUGUGACUGACGAAAGAAGCGCGAAAUGUGACUCCUGCAUGAGAUAACAAUGUCUUCCCAGGUGGAGACGACACCGGUGCUGCAAAUAUGGGAGCUGGCCGUUCCUCUUCCGGCCGUGCUGAUGAUCACCGUCACCUUAUACAUGAUGCUCCUGGGUCUUGGUCUGUGGAUCAGAUUCUGUCUGAAGGACCGCUGUUCUGCCGACUGCAGCCACUGUGGUCCAGAAGUGUCCGUCUCUGAGCACUGCUUCAGACUAGCUGAGACCUGCGAUUGUCGACCCCCCACCCUGCGAUCAUGCCUCGACCACUCCUGUCCUUCUCCUAGUUGUGGGAAAUGGGACUGUGCCUGCACCUGUCAGCCUCCGGAGUGUGAGUCCUGCAACUGCCUCUGCUUCGAGAUCAGGAUCAAGUAGAUUGACCUGGAAACUCGUCCAUCAGCUCCGCUCCAGAACGUUGCGGAUGUAAUCAGUGCAGAACAGACGAGCGGCAGAAAAUGUCGCUGACCUUUGUUGUUGAGUUGUAAUGGUUUUUAUCAGUGUCACUGAGUGUAGUGUGUGAGUGCGUUGUUGUUUUUAUUUUUAUUUAAUUUUUUUUUUACAUAACUUCAAGAUUUUAUACUGUACAGAUUCAUUUUAUAAACGUUGUGGAUUCAUGGUU